AUGACUAACAUCCUCCUAAGGUUAUGGGUCCUUCGGCGACCACUCAUCCUGAUUUUAACGCCUCUUGUGCAUUUACCAGUUGUGUUUCUAUUGCCUCCUAAGGAGGGAAGAUGUCUCUAUAUAAUUCUGAUUAUGGCUACAUUCUGGUGCACCGAAGCAUUGCCGCUUGCAAUAACUGCACUGCUCCCCAUCAGCCUCUUCCCGCUUUUUGGAAUUCUGCCUUCGUCAAUGACCUGCCCUAUGUAUUUUGUUGACACAAAUGCUUUUUUCCUUGGUGGUUUGAUCAUGGGCGUGACGAUUGAAGAUUGGAAGCUGCAUCACAGAAUAGCGCUCAACCUCCUCAGAUUUUUGGGGGUUAAUCCUUUCAUGAUUAUACUGGGAUUGAUGCUGACCGCUUCCCUCCUGUCUAUGUGGCUGAGUAACACAGCCACUACCACCAUGAUGCUGCCUACAGCCACUGCCAUCCUUAAGCAGCUGCAAGGUGAUGAUGACGAAAAGCAACAGCUUGGGACCACUAACACAGAGGAACCACAAAACAAUGAAUCAGCUGCCGAGGAGAUUAAUGAUAAUCAAGAAACAGCAGAUGAAAGGAAGAACGAGGUACAGGAACUUGAAAUUGAAGGUCCAGCCCAGCCAACUGAACGUGACAUGGUGUAUGACAAGGACUUCGCCAAGGGUAUACUUCUCUCCAUCCCAUAUGCUGCCACUAUCGGAGGGAUAGCCACCUUAACAGGGACACCACCAAACCUUAUCCUUGAUGGUCAGGUGAAACGCGCUUUCCCUAAUUUGGACGAUUUGAAUUUUGUCUCCUGGUUCCUGUUUGCCUUCCCUGUCUUUUUGGUAUUCCUGGUACUUACAUGGCUCUGGAUCUCCAUCCUGUACGGAGGACUCAACCUAAGAUCAUUGAAGAAGAAAAGAAAAAAUAAGGAGGCAGAAGCUAGAAUGAAGGCUGCAAUCCGUUCAGAAUAUGCUCAGCUGGGUCCUAUGACAUUUGCUGAGGUUGCUGUGACUAUAUUCUUCAGCCUGUUUGUGAUUCUUCUCUUCACAAGAGACCCCAAGUUCGUACCAGGUUGGGCGCAAGGCUUUCAACCCAAGCACAUCACCGAUGCUGUGGUUGCAAUAACACUCAUUAUUUUGAUGUUCGUCUUCCCCUCACGGAAGCCUUCGUUCAAAUGGAAGACAAAUCCUGAAGAGCCAAUUACUCCGAACCAGCCACUGUUGACUUGGCGAAAGGUUCAACACAAGAUACCUUGGAAUGUAAUAUUACUGAUGGGUGGAGGAUUUGCGAUCGCAAAAGCAAUUAAGGAAUCAGGGCUGUCUAACUGGAUUGGAACCCAUCUGCGUCCUCUGGAAUCUAUCUCACCCAGUAUAGCUGUCCUGAUUAUCUGCCUGGUCAUUGCCUCAUUCACUGAAUUCUCCAGCAACACUGCCUCAAGUGUAAUCUUUCUGCCUAUUUUGGCUGAACUGGCUGUGCGUGGCAAGCAGCACCCUUUGUAUCUGAUGGUCCCGGGGACAGUAAGCUGCUCAUUUGCCUUCAUGCUGCCGGUGGCAACAGCUCCGAACGCCAUUGUCUUCAGCACAGGGCACUUACGAGUCAAGGACAUGGUGAAGGCGGGAUUGAUGCUGAACAUCCUGGGAAUCAUCCUAGUUAACAUCGCCAUCAACACAUGGGGCCACCUCAUCUUCAAGUUCUCAACAUUCCCUAAAUGGGCGGGGACGUACAUAAACAACACCAACAGAGCAGCCAUGAGCGUGAACCUGGUUCUUAUGACUACAUCAGAUUGA
Carcharodon carcharias (great white shark) is the source of this 1785-nucleotide messenger RNA. RefSeq names its product solute carrier family 13 member 3-like. Gene Ontology annotation, cellular component: membrane. Gene Ontology annotation, biological process: monoatomic anion transmembrane transport; citrate transport. Lineage: Eukaryota; Metazoa; Chordata; Chondrichthyes; Lamniformes; Lamnidae. Gene Ontology annotation, molecular function: citrate transmembrane transporter activity; sodium:dicarboxylate symporter activity; succinate transmembrane transporter activity. The record is from RefSeq and is a predicted model, not a curated record. The coding region runs from base 1 to 1785 and encodes 594 amino acids. The transcript has 13 exons.